AUGGAGGACGCAAGGCGCCGCUCCUCCAAGGUCUCGGCCUCGCGCGUCGAGACCGGCGUUGAAACCACCGGUGCGGAUCGAACCCUCGAGGAUAUGGGAUAUAAGCCCGAACUGGCGCGCAAUCGCUCGAUCUGGCAGGUCACGUUCAUGUGCUUUAUCCUGUCUUCCGUGCCCUACGGUCUGUCGACGACGCUAUACUAUCCCCUUGUGGCGGGUGGUCCGGCCAACGUUAUCUGGGGCUGGGUGGUCGUCUGCUUCCUCAUUUUCUGUGUCGCCAUCUCUCUCGCCGAAAUUACUUCUGUCUAUCCGACUGCCGGUGGAGUGUACUACCAAACGUUCGUCCUAUCGCCUCUCUGGUGCCGUCGCGUCGCGUCGUGGAUCUGUGGCUGGUCUUAUGUGGCGGGCAAUAUCACCAUCACCCUCGCCGUGAACUUUGGUACUACGCUUCUUUUCAUCGGCUGUCUCGAUGUUUUCGAAAAGUCCCCCGGCGUGGGUAUCACCGAUGAUUUCCAGGCUUAUCAGACCUUUUUGAUCUUCCUGGCCAUUACCCUAUUGACCCAUGCUAUUUCGGCCUUUGGUAAUAAAUGGCUGCCCUUGUUGGAGACUUUUGCCAUCUUCUGGACGAUCGCGGGCUUGAUUGCCAUUGUCGUUUGUCUGUUGGCUAUCGCCAAGGAAGGUCGUCGCAAUGCUGCGUGGGUCUUUGGUGAAUUUGAGCCUCAAGCUGGCUGGCCAGCGGGCUGGUCCUUCUUUAUCGGCUUGUUGCAGGCUGCUUAUGCCACCUCGGCCACCGGCAUGAUCAUCUCUCUCUGCGAGGAAGUCCGCGAACCCGCCGUCAUGGUCCCCAAGGCCAUGGUCGGUACUGUCGCCAUCAACUUUAUCGCCGGUCUUCUCUUCCUCGUCCCCGUCUGCUUCGUCAUGCCCGAGCUGAGCCUGAUCAUCAACUCUUCCCAGCCGACUCCCGUCAUCUUCAAGCACGCCAUUGGCAACUCUGCCGGGGCCUUCUGCCUGACCAUUCCUCUGCUGGUCCUCGGUAUCAUCUGUGGCGUGGGUUGUGUGACGGCCACCUCCCGUUGCACCUGGGCCUUUGCCCGUGAUGGUGGUAUCCCCGGAUCGGGCCGGUGGCGCACCGUCAACCAGAAGUUCAACAUUCCCCUGAAUGCCUUGGCCUUGGGUAUGGUCAUUGAGAUUGCUCUCGGUGCGAUCUACUUUGGGUCUACCGCCGCCUACAAUGCUUUUGCCGGUGUGGGUGUCAUCUUCUUGACCUUGAGUUAUGCGUGUCCCAUUGCUGUCUCCUUGAUCUUCCGUCGUCGCGAGGAUAUCAAGAACGGCAACUUCAACUUUGGCGUCUAUGGACUCAUUGCCAACAUCUUCGCCCUCGGAUGGAGCGCCCUCGCCAUUCCCCUGUUCUGCAUGCCCACCGUCACGGCGGUCACCAAGGAAAGUAUGAAUUAUGCGUCGGUUGUGUUUUUCGGUUUCGUGCUCAUCGCAGCCAUCUGGUACGGCGUUUGGGGCCUCAAGAACUACCGCGGCCCACCCACCGACGCCGUGGAUCACGACGACGAGUCUAUCCCUCCAAGCUACCCCCCGUCCAACAAUGGUUCCGGCAAAGAGACCGAUCUGCCGAAAAAGCCCAAUAGCCCAUGA
Penicillium brasilianum is the source of this 1644-nucleotide messenger RNA. The record is from the annotation of a GenBank genome assembly. NCBI's taxonomy places the organism in Eukaryota, Fungi, Ascomycota, Eurotiomycetes, Eurotiales, Aspergillaceae.